CUUGUAUAUAUAUGCACCCACCAACACAGAGGUAUCCCUCCAAAUAAACCUCGUGUUUUUCCUGCCUUUUGCUCAUUAACUGCCCCUGUUAAUCACUUGCCCAAACCAGCGCGCUCCGAUCCUUAUCCCCUCGCUUGAUCGCCAUCACCAUCAGCUCAUCAUCGUCCUUAGCUCCUCGUCGGGGCUGGAUCGACGGUUAUAAUAGAGCGACCCGCAUGGGGUGGAAUUGAGGCACGUGCAUGCAUUGCAGCCCGCCCAGCAUGCAGCUCCGCCUCUCUCCGCCGGCGGGGGCGCCCUUCCAACCCCGGCUGCUGCCGCGUGCUCUCGCCAAAGGUCCAUGCCGUUUGCGCGGCAAAGGAGAUGCCGGCGGCACGCGCGUCGCUCGACGGACCAGCAGCGUAUCCAGUACUCCUACCAAAGUACCUGCACGGCUGCAAGCGAACCCUACCGGGAACGACGUCCAGAUUCUAGAACGGCCCGAAGAGGAAGCACGCGACAUCGACGAGUACCGUGUGAUUCCUGGGACAGAGCUCGAGCAGCCGCUGAUCGACCAGGUGAAGGCCAUGCUCGGGUCGAUGGGCGACGGCGAGAUCAGCGUGUCGGCCUACGACACGGCCUGGGUGGCCCUGGUGCCGAGGCUCGACGGCGGCGACGGGGCCCAGUUCCCCGCCGCCCUCCGGUGGAUCCUCGGGAACCAGCUGCCCGACGGGUCCUGGGGCGACGCGGCCCUCUUCUCCGCCUACGACCGGAUCACCAACACCCUCGCCUGCGUCGUGGCUCUCACCAAGUGGUCGCUUGGCCCCGAAAACUGCAGGAGAGGGCUGAGUUUUCUGGAGGACAACAUGUGGAGGCUGGCCGAGGAGGACUCGGUGUCGAUGCCCAUCGGCUUCGAGAUCGCCUUCCCUUCUCUCCUGGAGGCGGCCAAGAGCCUGGACGUUGUCUUCCCCUAUGACCACCAUGCUCUGCAGCGCAUAUAUGCCAACAGAGAAGUGAAGCUCAAAAGGAUUCCGAUGGAGAUGAUGCACAGCAUUCCGACGACGAUCCUGCACUCCCUUGAAGGGAUGCCCGGGGUGGACUGGCGCAAGAUCCUCAGGCUCCAGUCCAGCGACGGGUCCUUCCUGUUUUCUCCGGCGGCUACAGCCUCUGCCCUCACGCAGACCGGUGACACAAAAUGCUUCGAGUAUAUAGAUAGGAUCGUGAAGAAGUUCGACGGAGGGGUUCCCAAUGUUUACCCGGUCGAUCUCUUCGAGCACAUCUGGGCCGUCGAUCGGUUGGAGCGUCUUGGGAUCUCGCGCUACUUCAAGCAAGAAAUCAAACAGUGCUUGGACCAUGUCCACAGGCACUGGACUGAGGGCGGGAUAUGCUGGGCGAGGAACUCCGCUGUAGUAGACGUGGACGACACAGCCAUGGCGUUCCGGCUGCUGCGGCUGCACCGAUACAACGUCUCCCCAAGUGUGUUCGAGAACUUUGAGAAGGAUGGGGGGUUCUUCUGUUUCGUGGGGCAAUCAACACAGGCGGUCACUGGGAUGUACAACCUGAACAGGGCCUCUCAGGUUAGAUUUCCCGGAGAGGACGUGCUGCAACGUGCUGGGAGAUUCUCCUAUGAGUUCCUUAGAGAAAGGGAGGCCCAGGGCACGAUCCGAGACAAAUGGAUCAUUUCAAAGGAUCUACCAGGCGAGGUACAAUAUGCACUGGACUUUCCUUGGUAUGCAAGCUUGCCGCGUGUAGAAGCAAGAGUCUACCUAGAUCAAUAUGGCGGUGACGAUGAUGUCUGGAUUGGGAAGACGCUCUACAGGAUGCCACUUGUGAACAACAACACCUAUCUCGAGCUGGCAAAGCGUGAUUUCAAUCGCUGCCAAGUCCAACAUCAGCUUGAGUGGCAUGGCCUACAAAAGUGGUUUACAGAGAAUGGCCUCGAGGCUUUUGGGGUGGCUCCAAGAGAUGUAUUGAGAGCUUAUUUUCUAGCCGCCGCUUGCAUUUUUGAACCAAGUCGUGCCACAGAGCGACUUGCAUGGGCCAGAGCAUCAGUGAUGGCCAACAUUAUUUCUAAAUAUCUUCGUAGCGAGUUGUCGGGCAAUAAAAUGGUGGAACGGUUUAUGCAUGGUGGCCUCUAUGAAGGAAAUAAUGAUGUAUCAUGGCUUAAAGGAGAUGCAAAAGUGGAAAUUCUUGUGGGCGCACUUGAGAAGCUUAUUGAUUUAUUGGCACAAAAGGCGCUACAUGUUGGUGAAGAACCCAUGCACAUCAACAAUUUGUUACGUUGCGUUUGGAUCGAAUGGAUGAUGCAAGAGAUAAAUAGAGAUGAUGGCACAAACGGUAUGAGCGUUAUUGAAGCAGGGUCAUGCAUGGUUCAUGACAAACAAACAUCUUUGCUUCUAGUUAAAAUUAUCGAGAUUUGUGCUGGACGAAUUGGUGAAGCAUCAUCUAUGGUAAAUAGCAAGGACAAUACUUGGUUUAUUCAACUUGCAUCCUCUAUCUGUGACAGCCUUCACCACAGAAUGUUACUUUCACAGGACACCGAGGAGAACAAGGCAGUAACAAGUCGCAUGGACAAGAAAAUUGAGGUGGACAUGCAAGAACUUGCCCAAAAUGUUCUUCAGACAUAUGAUGAUAUAGCAAGUAACAAUAUGAAGCAGACCUUCUGGAGUGUUGUGAAAAGUUGUUACUAUGUUGCUAAUUGCCCUUCCUACAUAUUUCAUAGACAUGUUUCGAAAGUUAUUUUUGAACAUGUCUUUUGAAAAAAAAAAUCUUACAAUGGUGGGAAUGGAAGUGAAAUUUGUACAUACAAAGAAAUGUUGUAAGAAUGCUAGUGGAAUGGCGCGUAAGUGAUAGUUCUCCUAUUGGAAGUUGUUGUUAGGUUGAUAUUUUUUUCUAGAACCCGCAAAAGCUUUGCGCGUCUUUUAUAUUAAGAGUGAAGAAGAGUUUUACAUUUGUA
Molecule: messenger RNA, 2932 nt
Organism: Aegilops tauschii subsp. strangulata
Lineage: Eukaryota; Viridiplantae; Streptophyta; Magnoliopsida; Poales; Poaceae
Product: ent-copalyl diphosphate synthase 1, chloroplastic
Biological process (GO): gibberellin biosynthetic process
Cellular component (GO): chloroplast
Molecular function (GO): terpene synthase activity; magnesium ion binding
Source: RefSeq, a predicted model, not a curated record